AUGAGGCAUACUCUCCUCGGCGAGCACCCGCAGCCUGUUGAGCUCCGGAAGCACCACUGUCCCGAGAUCAGGCCUAUCCUUUCGCCUGAGCUCCGUGCACUUGAGCGCCAGCCUGGCGAAAACCAGAGCCUCCUCAACUGGCCAGUCUUGCACCUGAGCAUCCAACAUCUGCUCAAACGUCCCUUUCUCGAUGGACCUGUCGACGUGGUGGAUGUCGGAUUUAAUCCCGAGCAUGCCCGUCUGCUGGUACUCUGGGUCGAUGUAACAGAAGGUGCCAGCUGUCGAGGUCAUGCGGUACUGUGUGACAGUGUCGGCCACGGAGGGUGGGACAAGUCGAGCGAGGCCGACGUCACUGAUCUUGCUGACGAGGUUUCGGUCGAGGAGGAUGUUGGCGGGCUUGAGGUCGCGGUGGACGAGGGGCUCGGGUUUCGUCUGGUGGAGGAAGAGGAGUCCUGUUCCGAUCUCGGCUGCGAUUCGGAAACGGGCCUGCCAGGAAAGGGCAGGGGUGUUGCUGCGCCGGAAGAGGCGGUCCUCGAGGCUGCCGUUGGCCAUACAGGCCCAUAUCCGCCUUCCCCAAUUUUACGGUUCUCGGCAAAGUACUCUGUGGCAGUUUCGAUCUCUUCUAUGGAGUACUUGCGGUACCUGACGUCGUUUUGCGCCAGCCUGUCCAGCACCUUCUUUUUCUCCUCUGCUUCUUUAACAGCUUUCAUCUCAGCACUGAUUCUCUUCUGGGAUUCGAGCUCAGCUAGCCUCUGA
Molecule: messenger RNA, 756 nt
Organism: Striga asiatica
Lineage: Eukaryota; Viridiplantae; Streptophyta; Magnoliopsida; Lamiales; Orobanchaceae
Source: the annotation of a GenBank genome assembly